AUGUUCAUCUUCCAGAUCAUGUCAACGGCGGUUCUCGCCGGCCUUGUAGCCGGCCAGACACUCAACAUUCCGAGCCGGAGCGGUUCCAUCAUAUCGCUACCGGCACCUAGUGUUAUAUCCGGGUCCAGGGAUUUCGGCAACAAGGAAUACGAUUGCGGAAGAUCAUGUAACACCGACGUUGAGACCCCCAGCGGACACCCCGUCUUCGUGCUUGAAAACGGCGCCGCCAUCAGCAACGUCAUUAUUGGUGCCGGCCAGGUUGAAGGGGUCCACUGCAGAGGGGCAUGCACACUGAAGAAUGUUUGGUUCCGCCAGGCAUGUGAAGAUGCUAUUGUGCUCAACGGUAAUGGUGAUAUCCUCGUCGAGGGAGGUGGUGUCCGUGGCGGUGCCGGCAACACGAUCUCGCACUUGGGCCGAGGAACAGCCACAGUCAAAGACUUCACUGCCGUCAACGUCAAUCGGCUUUACCGCUCAUGCGCCAACUGUGCAAACAAUGGUGGCCCGAGAAAUCUGGCUGUGACCAACUUGAAGGCCAACAAUGUUAAAUUACUCGCCGGCAUCAACUCGAACUUUGGAGACAUUGCCACAGUAUCUGGGUCCUGCGGGGCCGGCAUCACCAAGGUCUGCCAGGAGUAUAAGGCGGUCGAGAAGGGCCAGGAGAGUCCCAAGGUCACCACGACUGCAAACUGCAAUGGUCAAACGAGCCUUGAUGUAUGCUAG
Messenger RNA from Colletotrichum phormii, 720 nucleotides. RefSeq names its product pectate lyase A. The coding region runs from base 1 to 720 and encodes 239 amino acids. The transcript is spliced from 2 exons. Gene Ontology annotation, cellular component: extracellular region. Gene Ontology annotation, biological process: pectin catabolic process. NCBI's taxonomy places the organism in Eukaryota, Fungi, Ascomycota, Sordariomycetes, Glomerellales, Glomerellaceae. Gene Ontology annotation, molecular function: pectate lyase activity. The record is from RefSeq and is a predicted model, not a curated record.